Rhododendron vialii is the source of this 1929-nucleotide messenger RNA. RefSeq lists its product as uncharacterized. NCBI's taxonomy places the organism in Eukaryota, Viridiplantae, Streptophyta, Magnoliopsida, Ericales, Ericaceae. The transcript has 2 exons. The record is from RefSeq and is a predicted model, not a curated record. The coding region runs from base 1 to 1929 and encodes 642 amino acids.
AUGGUGGAUGCCUCAUGUGGAGGCACAUUUAUGCUUAAGAAUGAGAAUCAGGGGUGGGACUUGUUUGGGCAGUUAGCAGAGAAUUCUCGACACCGAGCCUCAUCAUCCCGCACAAAUAGGACAAAUUCUACCUCUUUAAAACAGAGUGGCCUUCAUGAGGUGGGCCGCUCUGAUGAUCUUUCCUAUAAGGUAGAUGCAUUGACCCAUAAGAUUAACUCUCUCUUAUCUUUGAGUCAUGGUCCUUCACAUUCUUCACCUCUUGCUGCUGUUGCGGAGGUCUGUCAGUUGUGCUCCAGUCCAUGCCAUCAAAUAAAUGAGUGCCACAUGGCAUCUCAAUUUCCAGAAUUUCUUCAAGAGCACGUGAACGCGGCCCAGGGGUUUGGUAGGCCAGCAAAUGACCCCUAUUCUCAUACUUACAACCCCAGCUGGAAGAAUCAUCCAAACUUUGGAUGGCGACAGCCAGACCAAGGGCAACCAUUUGCCCAACCUAUGAGGCCUUCAUUUCCUAAUACUUCCAACACACAGGCCUAUUGUCCACCACAUGCACCACACCAGUACCAACAACCUCCUGCUCCUCCUACGUCCUCUCAAAGGACACCAGCUUUUGAGGAGCAAAUGUUGAAGGCCAUGGCUGAAAUGAGAGCCGAUUGCCAACAAAUGAAAGCUGACUCCCAAUUGCUUUACUCCCAUUCUCAAUCCAUUGCCAAGAUGGAAACCCAAGUGGGUCAGCUAGCUAAUGCUCUUAACCAUCGGGAUGAGGGUAGAUUACCAAGUCAGCCAGUGGCCAACCCACGAGGGAUGCACCAUAUUGACAAUUCGCAAGGUCACGAACAAGCGAAAUUAGUUGUCACCCUCAGAAAUGGGAGAGACGUAGAGACUCGACCGGAGGAGGUCAAAGUGAAGGAGAAAGUGUCUCCACCUGUCGCUGAGAGGUCUAAGGUUGAUAAGAGGUCUAAGGAGAAGGAGAUCGAUCCAGUGUCCACAAUUGUUCCAGGGUUAUCUGAGACCCCAUCUUAUAUUCCUAAGGCACCUUUCCCGACUUGCCUUAAUGCACAAAAAGGGGGCAAAACAAGAAGAUAUGAUGGAGACCUUUGUACCCAAAAGCGUAAGUCUAAGACACAUGAGCCUAAGGAGGUGCGUCUCACUGAGCAGGUGAGCUCCAUUCUUACACGUAACACACCCAUUAAGCAAAAGGAUCCUGGUGUUCCUAUUAUUUCAUGUGUUAUUGGAGAUCAUGUCAUUGAUAAAGCACUCCUCGAUUUAGGGGCCAGUGUCAAUUUGCUCCCAUACUCGGUAUAUGAACAACUUGGGCUGGGAGAGUUGAAACCCACGUCGAUUACGUUGCAAUUAGCUGAUAGAUCCAUUAAGGUGCCGUGUGGUGUGAUCGAGGAUGUCCUUGUCAAGGUAGAUAAGUUUUACUUUGCUGUCGAUUUUAUAGUUCUUGACAUGGAACCAGUCCAUAAUCCCAACAAACAGAUUCCUCUCAUCCUUGGUCGACCUUUCUUGGCUACAGCCAAUGCAUCUAUUCACUGUAGGACUGGGGUGAUGGAUGUAUCAUUUGGAAAUAUGAGGGUGCAAUUGAAUGUUUUCGAUGCCAAUCUCUAUCCUUGUAAAGAGAAAGACUGCUUCGCAGUCAGUGAGAGUGAUUAUAUGGUUGAUAAGGUGCCUCCAGACAUUCGAGUUAAGGGUCCCAUAGAAAUGCCUCUUUUGCAUGUAGCCUUGGAUAGUGGUAACAUUGAAAUGAGUCAUGGUUCUCUUAAUUCGAAGAACCCCAUAGAUGAACCUCCAUGGAGUGACCCAUACAUUGAGCCUUGGCCCAUACUUCGUAGUCCUUCUGCUUCCCCUCUUAUAGAGGGUGCACCGAGACAGGAGUGGAAACCACCACCAUAUACAUGCUUGGGCCCGGAUAAUAUUUUUUCUGGUGAUUGA